AUGUCGGUAUUGUUCCCGGAUAAUCCGGGUACAAGUCUUGGUGAGGCACGAUUCUCGAAUUUCACUCAAGAAAUACCGGAACAAAGCCCGGACUGGAUAGCUGAUAUCUUCCCAAAUAAUUCGUUUAUCGAUAGUGAAGCACAUACGGUGAUCAAAGGAUUCUGUCGAAAUGUGCUUUUAUAUGAGCUACCGUAUCUUGGGUGA
This is a messenger RNA of Cylicostephanus goldi, 204 nucleotides long. Lineage: Eukaryota; Metazoa; Nematoda; Chromadorea; Rhabditida; Strongylidae. The record is from the annotation of a GenBank genome assembly.